Ruditapes philippinarum (Manila clam) is the source of this 1519-nucleotide messenger RNA. RefSeq lists its product as uncharacterized. The annotation marks the transcript as partial. The transcript has a single exon. Lineage: Eukaryota; Metazoa; Mollusca; Bivalvia; Venerida; Veneridae. The record is from RefSeq and is a predicted model, not a curated record.
UUUCUGACACUAACAACGAUCCAAAACUGAUUGCGAUAUAUUAUUUGGAUGCAUUGAAGCGCAUUGAAAAAACACCUCGCAUACUUCGUUGCGAUGCUGGAACAGAAAGCAGUGUUGUUUGUCUUCUACAGCAGUUCUUUCGGAAUGAAGCAACCGACCACUUUGCUGGUAGUCGCAGCGUUAUUGUUGGAAGAAGCACUUCUAACCAGCGCAUUGAAAGAUGGUGGGGUACGCUACGUCAACAAGGAAUACAGUGGUGGAUUAAUUUGUUUAAGAAUUUGCGCGAUUCUGGUCGUUUCAAUGAACUCGACCAGAUACAUUGUGAAAAUUUGAAAUUUUGUUUUAUGAACCUAAUACAAACACAUCUGGAUAGAAUUGCUCAACAGUGGAAUGUACAUGAAAUUAUACCUCAGCACAAUUCCGACGCACAUUACGGAAAACCUGACAUUAUGUAUUUUUUACCUGAAACGUUUGGCGCGCUUGAUUAUGGUACGGUGGUUGACAAACGUGAUGUGACCUGUUGUAAAGACAUGUAUUCAGUUCCAAAGAGAAAGUUUGACGAAUUCAGCGAAUUGGCUUAUCUGUUAAAGCCCGACCUCCAAAUGCCAGUAGAUGCCGAUUCAGCAUUGAAUUUGUUCCUGGAGUUGAAUGAUUUAGUGGCAAACUCGUAUGAAGACUGACGUCUUUUUUUAAGCCAUAAAGUUGUUUUGUGAGAGAACAAAUGAUCAACACGAUCCAUCAUUAUCAUCAUCAUCUACAUCAUCAUGAUUAUCAUUAUAAGUAUGUUGACUGCAAUGAUGAUUGUCAUGAUGCUGCUCCUCAUGAUGAAGGUUGACUUUAUAAUUUAAAUAAUUAUGUUGUUGAUGAUAAGCAGAAGUUGAUUUCGAUGAUAAUGAUUAUAAUCAUGACGAUGAUGAUAACUAUAUUAACGAUGAUGAUCGUGAUGAUGUUGUAAACUAUAGUAUAAUGUAUUUUAUAGUUCAUAACGUACGUGGCAUAUGUUUAUUCUUAUGUUUGACAGUCAAUUAUAACAAACGAAUUUGUCACGAAAGUCAAAUGUUAUUUCUACGUUCAAAUACAUCAUGGCUCACAAAGGUCUGUUUGUAACCGUUAACGUUUCAGUCAAGUAAAACUACGGACCUGUGACAAGUGUAGACCCAGGUGUGCAGACUUACUAGGGCAGAUAUACUUAACUUUCAGUUAAUUAGAAUCUGGCUAUUAAAAUUAAUUCACUGCCUCACGUUCAUCUUUGUAGACCAAACGCCCUAGUACGAAACUUGCACAGGAUAUCUAGCCAGUACUACCGUAUUCUUCCUAGUAAUCGCCCAGGGCGCUUAGAAAAUUGUGAAAGGUGUGCGCUUAUUAGAAGUCAGGUCUUACAAAAGUAUACAAUAUGUAAGAGUCACAGCUAUGCAAAUUCUGUUGAUAUCUCGUAUUUAAAGUGGUCCCGUUUACUGUCAAAUCACUACAAUGGGGUUGAAAUGUGAAUAUUCACAGUCUUUCCUUGUACAGUGAAAUU